Molecule: messenger RNA, 1597 nt
Organism: Alnus glutinosa
Lineage: Eukaryota; Viridiplantae; Streptophyta; Magnoliopsida; Fagales; Betulaceae
Product: polygalacturonase QRT3
Exons: 3
Coding region: 122-1567 (481 amino acids)
Molecular function (GO): polygalacturonase activity
Source: RefSeq, a predicted model, not a curated record
CAGUUGUGCCAAACAGUUUCCUCUCUCUCUCUCUCUCUCUCUCUCUCAGACACACAAACAUAUACACAGAAACUCACCAUUCUCACACCAAAAAGACACGGCUAGCGUUCGUUCCAAAAGAAUGAACCCCUGCUGGGCAUUGAGCUUCCUAAUAUUACUGUUGGCAGAAGAAGCUACAGGCGCCAGCAUUGAGAAAAAGCUAUCAGAGUUGAAAGAAAAGCAUGAAGAAAAAUUUGCCCGUUGUCUUACUGGAUCACCUUCGGCAACGCCCGAGACUUCAGACAAGAAAAGGGAUGGGAGAGUUUUGUAUCCAAUUGGGUACGGAGCAGACCCGACUGGGGGAAAAGACAGCAGUGAUGCUAUUCUGCAAGCCUUGGGUGAUGCUUUCCGGCUGCGAACAGAACGGGAAUUGCUGUCUGGGAUCAGUGACUUCGGCGGCGAGGUGAUUGAUUUGCAAGGUGGAAGCUACAAAAUCAGCAAACCAAUAAGGUUCCCUUCUUCUGGUGGUGGCAAUAUUCUGGUACGAGGAGGGACUUUGCGAGCGUCGGAUACAUUUCCCGGUGAUCGGCAUCUCAUUGAACUGUGGUCAAAGGAUUCUCCACCACCCAACGAGAAGGUCCAAAACGCAGGAUACUACUACGAGGACAUCACCUUCCGGGACAUCCUCUUCGAUUCAAGCAACCGAGGAGGAGGGAUUUUGAUAGUCGAUUCAGCAAGAAUUCGCAUAAACAACUGCUUCUUUCUCCACUUCACAACCCAAGGAAUUCUUGUACAAAGAGGCCAUGAAACCUUCAUAUCAAGCUGCUUUCUCGGACAACGCUCAACAGUCGGCGGCUCGAAAGACGAGAAGCAUUUCGCCGGCACCGCCAUCGAUCUCGAUAGCAACGACAAUGCAGUCACGGACGUUGCAAUUUUCUCAGCAGCAAUCGGCAUUGUUUUAAGAGGCCAGGCAAAUAUACUCACCGGAGUACAUUGUUACAACAAAGCAACCGCUUUUGGCGGGAUUGGAAUCCUAGUAAAACUGGCUGGAUGUUCCCAAACUAGAAUAGAUAAUUGUUACUUGGAUUACACUGCUAUAGUCAUGGAAGACCCAGUACAAGUUCAUGUCACAAACGGAUUCUUCCUCGGAGAUGCUAACGUGGUCUUAAAAUCCGUUAACGGUCAAAUCUCUGGGUUAAAUAUAGUGGAUAACAUGUUUAGCGGGCAAGCAGAUAAAAUGGUUCCAAUUAUUAAGUUACAAGGGAAAUUCUCUGACGUUGAUCAAGUGGUGAUCGACCGGAACAAUGUGAACGGCAUGCGUUUGAAAUCGACCGUCGGAAAAUUGACGGUGGCCGGAAAUGGGACGAAGUGGGUCGCCAAUUUUUCGUCACUGUUGGUGUUUCCCAACCGGAUUAACCAUUUGCAGUACUCAUUUUACACUAAAGGGGAGCGUAAAUUCACAGCGCAUGCAGUGACCCAUGUGUCUAAAAAUGUGGUGGCUGUGGAGAGUGAGAAGGCAGUCAAUGGGGUUGUGUCGAUGAUUGUUGAUCAGUAUAGCAGAAUUGGAGAGAAAAAUUUGCUUGUGUAAACAUUGUAGUUUUGCUACCUUCCUUAUUUU